Molecule: messenger RNA, 2273 nt
Organism: Arabidopsis thaliana (thale cress)
Lineage: Eukaryota; Viridiplantae; Streptophyta; Magnoliopsida; Brassicales; Brassicaceae
Product: Plant invertase/pectin methylesterase inhibitor superfamily
Exons: 3
Coding region: 330-2036 (568 amino acids)
Biological process (GO): cell wall modification; pectin catabolic process
Molecular function (GO): pectinesterase activity; enzyme inhibitor activity
Source: RefSeq, marked reviewed
GACAGAAAAUGUAACAUAGCCUCAUGUUCUUUCCUAAAACCCCAGAAAUAGUAUUACAACUCUUUUCUAUAUUAACCCCAUCGAUCUUUCGAUUCAUUUGUUCUAAGCAUUGUGUAUACCAAACACGAAAAGAUCCCUUCCCCCUAAAAAAAAAAUAAAAAAAUUCAGAGCUAGAAGGGGCCUCAUAGUUAUAGCCACAGUUAUAGGCCCCAUCUGCUCCAUUUUUAACAUGUGUAGAAAAUCAUAUUAGAAAAGUAGGAAAAAAUACUUGAGCAAAGAUACCUUUUUCGACCUUUAGAAUUUUUGUGAAUAUAUAGGAAACAGAAAAAAUGGGUUCUGAUGGUGACAAGAAGAAGAAAUUCAUCGUCGCCGGUAGUGUCUCCGGUUUUCUAGUCAUCAUGGUUGUCUCUGUAGCCGUUGUAACGUCUAAACACUCUCCCAAAGACGAUGAAAAUCAUAUCAGAAAAACCACCAAAGCGGUUCAAGCAGUUUGUGCACCCACUGACUUCAAAGACACUUGUGUUAACAGCUUAAUGGGUGCUUCUCCCGAUUCCGAUGACCCUGUCGACCUCAUCAAACUCGGCUUCAAGGUCACUAUCAAAUCCAUCAACGAAAGCCUGGAAAAGGCCUCUGGAGAUAUCAAAGCCAAGGCUGACAAGAACCCAGAAGCAAAGGGUGCUUUCGAGCUGUGUGAGAAGCUGAUGAUUGAUGCUAUCGAUGACUUGAAGAAGUGUAUGGAUCAUGGAUUCUCGGUUGAUCAGAUCGAGGUCUUUGUUGAGGAUCUACGGGUUUGGCUAAGUGGCUCCAUCGCAUUCCAGCAAACAUGUAUGGAUUCCUUUGGGGAAAUUAAGUCUAAUCUUAUGCAAGACAUGCUCAAGAUCUUCAAAACAUCAAGAGAGCUUAGUAGCAAUAGCCUUGCCAUGGUUACUAGAAUCUCCACUCUUAUCCCAAACUCCAACCUUACAGGACUAACCGGAGCUUUAGCAAAGUACGCGAGAAAGCUUCUGUCUACAGAAGAUAGUAUCCCAACUUGGGUUGGACCAGAGGCACGACGGCUCAUGGCAGCUCAAGGAGGAGGACCUGGACCUGUGAAGGCUAAUGCCGUGGUGGCUCAAGACGGAACUGGACAGUUCAAGACUAUCACCGAUGCUCUAAAUGCUGUGCCUAAAGGCAACAAAGUGCCAUUCAUCAUUCACAUCAAAGAAGGUAUCUACAAGGAGAAAGUUACGGUCACCAAGAAAAUGCCUCACGUAACUUUCAUCGGCGAUGGGCCAAACAAGACUCUAAUCACCGGUAGUCUCAAUUUCGGUAUCGGCAAGGUCAAGACCUUCCUAACAGCCACAAUCACAAUCGAAGGCGACCACUUCACAGCGAAGAACAUCGGAAUCGAGAACACAGCUGGACCAGAAGGAGGACAAGCGGUGGCGUUAAGAGUCUCGGCUGAUUACGCCGUAUUCCACAGCUGUCAAAUCGACGGGCACCAAGACACGUUAUACGUUCACUCUCACCGGCAAUUCUACCGUGACUGCACAGUCUCGGGCACCGUCGAUUUCAUCUUCGGAGACGCGAAAUGCAUCCUCCAGAACUGUAAAAUCGUCGUCCGAAAACCUAACAAAGGUCAAACGUGUAUGGUUACAGCUCAGGGACGAAGUAACGUCCGUGAAUCGACAGGAUUGGUGCUCCAUGGCUGCCAUAUAACGGGAGAUCCAGCGUAUAUUCCGAUGAAAUCUGUGAAUAAAGCUUACUUAGGAAGACCGUGGAAGGAGUUCUCGAGGACAAUCAUUAUGAAAACGACGAUCGAUGACGUCAUCGAUCCGGCGGGAUGGCUUCCCUGGAGUGGAGAUUUUGCGCUCAAGACGCUAUACUACGCCGAGCAUAUGAAUACUGGGCCUGGAUCGAAUCAGGCCCAAAGAGUUAAAUGGCCCGGAAUUAAGAAACUAACGCCCCAAGAUGCUCUUUUAUACACUGGCGACAGAUUCUUACGUGGCGAUACGUGGAUCCCACAAACACAAGUUCCGUAUACAGCUAAAGUGUAGGAGAUUCCAAAUUUUGUAAAUUGAUUUAAUUUGUAAAUGUUUUAAAACUAAAAACUGUUUGAAGAAUGAUUAAUUGAUUAUGUCAUAGUGUGGAAGCUGAUCAAAACCCUGAUUAUAUAGAAUAGAAAAGGCCUAUCGAUAUCUCAAUGUUACACGAAUAAGGCACUUAUUACGAUUACUUAUAAUAUCUGAAUGCCUUUUAAUUGGAUAAUAUAAAUAAAUACUGACGAGUUUUUA